AUGGAGGUUGAUACCCGAAGGCUGGUCGAUUUAAUUCAGCAGCAGGCAAAUGCGCACUCAAGACCGCGCUUUCUGGUAGCCCUUGCAGGAAUUCCGGGGUCCGGCAAGACGACGGUCGCGCAAGCCCUGGUCCGUGAACUCAACAGCAGCGGCAAUGCAAUGGCGGCGCUUUUAUCUAUGGACGGGUUCCACUUGACACAGGAGGAAUUGCGCCGUUCACCAGACCCGGCGGCAGCUUUUGUCCGUCGCGGAGCGCCAUGGACUUUCGACACUCAGGACGCCAUAAAAGCGCCGGGCUUUGACCACGAAGGAAAGGAUCCCGUUGAGGAUAAGGUCAUCGUGACACCCGAUACCCAAAUCGUCAUCUUCGAGGGGAAUUAUCUUUUACUGGACGAGCCCCAGUGGCGGGGACUAAUAGAUUUGUUCGACUACAGUGUGUUUCUCGACGUGGAUCCGGCGCAGGUACGAGAACAGCUGGCGAAGCGUCAUAUUGAGGCAGGAAUUGAACAAACACUGCAGGAUGCAUUCAAACGCAUUGACAAGAACGACUUUUUAAAUGCGAUCAUUGUCCAAGAGAAUCUGUUAAAACCGGAUCUUGUUAUCCAAUGGUCGGGGAAUAUGGAAGAUGGAACUCAACCUACUAUUGUCGAGAAAAUAAAACCCUGA
Messenger RNA from Aspergillus steynii IBT 23096, 666 nucleotides. RefSeq names its product P-loop containing nucleoside triphosphate hydrolase protein. NCBI's taxonomy places the organism in Eukaryota, Fungi, Ascomycota, Eurotiomycetes, Eurotiales, Aspergillaceae. Gene Ontology annotation, cellular component: cytoplasm. The transcript is spliced from 2 exons. Bases 1 to 666 code for a protein of 221 amino acids. Gene Ontology annotation, molecular function: ATP hydrolysis activity; ATP binding. The record is from RefSeq and is a predicted model, not a curated record.